Messenger RNA from Colossoma macropomum (tambaqui), 2938 nucleotides. It is a transcript of the gene raraa, whose product is annotated as retinoic acid receptor, alpha a. Gene Ontology annotation, biological process: regulation of transcription by RNA polymerase II; cellular response to corticotropin-releasing hormone stimulus; retinoic acid receptor signaling pathway. Gene Ontology annotation, molecular function: RNA polymerase II cis-regulatory region sequence-specific DNA binding; nuclear receptor activity; zinc ion binding. The transcript has 8 exons. The coding region runs from base 746 to 2080 and encodes 444 amino acids. Gene Ontology annotation, cellular component: transcription regulator complex; nucleus. The record is from RefSeq and is a predicted model, not a curated record. Lineage: Eukaryota; Metazoa; Chordata; Actinopteri; Characiformes; Serrasalmidae.
GAGAGAGAGCGCGAGAGAGCGAGGCAAAGAGAGAGAGAGAGAGCGAGCGCAGAAGAGACCAUGAAGGGAGGAGAAGAAGCUGGAGGAGACGAGAGGGAGACCUUAACCGGCUGAACGGAGGCUCGCUCGCGCGCGCGAGAGAGAGACGGGACAGGACAGGACAGGACGGAUGCGAACAGAACCCGUAAAUUCCCAGCUCGCGUGCGCUGAAAAACCCCUUGCAUCGUCGGACGAUAGCUCGCGAGACCGAGCGCGCACUUUCUGCGCCUUUUUGCACGCAUAUUUGGGGGAUUUCUUUUCCGAGCGCGCUCCCAGUCUUGCAGGACACGGAGUGCGCGAGCUUCUGUGCGGGUGUGUGCUUGGUGUAUGUGUGUGUGUGUGCGCGCGUGCAUUGCUCUCCCUUUCUCCGUGCAUUGCCUCGCGCCGCUGCCUGGCUGCAGAAAGUGUGGUGGGCUCUGGUAGAAGGUCUGGUGAGUUCUGGUAAAAAGUGUGGUGGGUUCUGGGAGUUUGGAGCGCCCACUUGGAUGUUUUGGGGCUUUCUUGGUCUUUUGGGCUGAAGCAGCUUCCUGGAGUGACCACUUUGGAGCAGAUCCUUCACUUUUUUUUGGAAAUUUCUGGAGAAUCAUAUUUCCUUUUUUUUUCCACGAUGGAGCUCGGAUGUCAGCAGCUUGGAUGAAAGGUCCAGACCUUAGAGAGAGAGAGAGAAACUCUUCCUGCGCCUACUUUCUGAAGCUCUGAGCUGCUCAUGAUGUACGAGGGCGUGGAUGUGGUGGGUCUCAGCGCGAGCCCCAGCCCCAGCCCCUUCCUCAUGGUGGAUUACUACAGCCAGACCAGGGCUGGUCAUCACCCCUUCAGCAGCCAGCACUGGAGCAGCUCCGCUCACUCCAUUGAGACGCAGAGUACGAGUUCGGAGGAAAUCGUCCCGAGCCCUCCCUCUCCGCCCCCACCGCCACGGGUCUACAAACCCUGCUUCGUCUGCCAGGACAAAUCCUCCGGCUAUCACUAUGGCGUCAGCGCCUGUGAAGGCUGCAAGGGUUUCUUUAGGAGGAGCAUCCAGAAGAACAUGGUCUACACAUGCCAUCGAGAGAAGAGCUGCAUCAUCAACAAGGUCACCCGCAACCGCUGCCAAUACUGCCGCCUGCAGAAGUGCCUGGAAGUGGGCAUGUGCAAGGAGUCAGUGAGGAAUGACAGAAAUAAGAAGAAGAAGGAGGAGAAGAAGACGGAGUGUUCAGAGAGUCUGACGCUCAGUCCUGACACGGAGCAGAUGAUCGACAGAGUGAGAAAAGCCCACCAGGACACUUUCCCCUCACUGUGUCAACUGGGGAAGUACACCACGAGUAACAGUUCGGAGCGGAGGGUUUCUCUGGACGUUGAUCUGUGGGAUAAAUUCAGUGAACUCUCCACUAAGUGCAUCAUUAAAACGGUGGAGUUCGCUAAGCAGCUGCCCGGCUUCACCACGCUGUCCAUCGCUGACCAGAUCACACUCCUCAAAGCCGCCUGCCUCGACAUACUGAUUUUGCGGAUCUGUACGCGCUACACACCGGAGCAGGACACCAUGACGUUUUCGGACGGUCUGACGCUGAACCGGACGCAGAUGCACAAUGCCGGUUUUGGGCCACUCACUGACCUGGUGUUCGCCUUCGCCAACCAGCUUCUGCCGCUGGAGAUGGACGACGCUGAGACGGGGCUCUUGAGCGCCAUCUGCCUGCUGUGUGGAGACCGGCAGGACCUCGAAGAGGCCGAUAAAGUGGACGUCCUGCAGGAGCCGCUGCUGGAGGCUUUGAAGCUGUAUGUGAGGAGGAGGAGACCACACAAACCACACAUGUUCCCCAAAAUGCUCAUGAAAAUCACUGACCUGAGGAGCAUCAGCGCCAAGGGUGCGGAGCGUGUGAUCACUCUGAAGAUGGAAAUUCCCGGCUCCAUGCCACCACUAAUCCAGGAGAUGUUGGAGAAUUCCGAGGGUCUGGAGAGUUCAGGGAGCGGAGCCUCGUCUCGUCCCACCGGCGCUCCGCCCGGCAGCUGUAGCCCUUCCCUCUCUCCAAGCUCUGCCCAAAGCAGCCCGCCCACACACUCACCCUGACCACCGCCGUCGCCACGGCAACAGCCGCCUACCAACUACUGUGUUCCCUCAAACACGCCCCACACACACUGAGCGGCCCAAGUGGACCCGAGCGGAGCCGUUUGGUUCUUCCUCCUGCUCUCCCUCUAUCCUCCUGUGGGGCGGCGCCAAGUCCUUCAUCUCUCCCUCUCUCGCACUCUGCCUCUCUCGCUCUGCACGCUCGUCUGACGAAAGGCUCGCCGGACGACCGGAGGGACGAACGCCGAAGCAAAAGAGAAGUGAACGCGUUUGAGGAUAAAACGGCAAUUCUAGGGGUCCAAGCACCCCGACGAGCGCGAGACGCAAAGAGGAGAAGGUGUGUGUGAGGACUAACAGGACAAACAGGACAGACUCAGAGAACCCGUGUGAACUUUUCUGCUUUUCUUUUCUUGUUUUUAUUUUUAUUUUAAUUUUUUUUGUUUUGUUAAUUUUUUUUUCUCACUCGGACACCUCAGGCCUGGACUGCAGAUAAAUGAUUGAGCUGGCCUGACCUUUUCCAACUUCCAAGAGACAGAUUUUUUACGAAAAAAAAUAUAUAUAUAAAUAUAUAUAGAGAGAAAAGCAGGAAUGAUUGUGAUCAAGUUAAAAAACAGAAAAACAAAAAGAAGUGGACUCCGAUAGUAGAUGUGGUUGAAUUUCUUCACUGAGGUUUUUUUCUCUUUUUAUGACCAUUAGAGGAGAAGAAAAAAAAAUGAAGAGAGAUUUUGUUGUUUAUUGCCGACUGUUGAUGAUGAUGAUGAUGAUGUUUUUCAUGGAAACAAAAACAUUGGAAAAAAAAUUAAUUUACACUCACAUAAAUUGUGCACAAAAGAAAUGACAUAAACUGUGGUCAAAAAAUAA